AUUUGGACAUUUUCGCUUCAUCCAAUACACCAGCUAUACUGGCCGCCAUGCUCAAUCUUGUUGCUACUCGACUGAUAUAUAUCUAGACUACCCUCUAGUCACUCGUCAGGCGAACCUAAUUUACAGAGGAUCAUGGUUGUGUCCUGUAUCUUCGUACGAUGGAUCCUUUUUCCGAAGCGGAGAAAGGUCAGGCACCGACGACGCCUAUUUCCGGCAGUAGAGACGAGGGUGACCACUUAAAUGUAUCCUCAUUAGCCAACCAGCAGGCUAGAAACCCACGUCAAGAGGUUCUGGGGGAUAGUGUAGGGGACAUUGUUUCAAGUAUGGAAGUCUUAGCCGAGCCACUCCAUGGUUUGGCGAGAGCUGCCGCUCUUCAAAGCUGCUCAUACAACCUGAGCCACCAAAGACAAUUCAGCACUCUUUGGCAUCGACUCUUAUUGGAGCUUCAGAGGGAUAUUACUAAGUUGGAAGGAGUUUGGGCGCGACUAAACGAAAACGAUAGCGGAGUUCCCAUAUCCCAGUUACGGGAACAGGGCCUUACCGAAAGUAACGGCGGAAAUAGGGCAUCCAAUCACCCGCUAUUCCAGUCAAGUGCGGAGCAAGCUUGCUCCAGAGACCUCCUAUUCAAGAAAACGUUCGACAGACUAAAGCUCUAUACCGAAUCAGUACUCCUUGUACACCAACUUCAAAAACUGCCCCGUACAAGCCGCUGGGAAUGGUCGAGCCUAUACCAAACAUUCAAAGGCGAGAACCUAUUGAAAGAUAGCAGUUGGAAUUUCUUGUGCUUCCAGGACGACUUCUUGAGCACUCGAGCUGAGCGAGCCGACCGAACCUUUGCCGGUCUUGUAUAUGGUGAUGCGCCUCUCUCUAGGCUAUUCAGAUGGAUUUUCAAAAUAAGAAAUCGCGAAUGCAAGGGGAACGAAGCGAAAGCUAGGACAAUGAUCUACCUACACACUGGUGGCAUGGAGUCGCUCAAGAACGGUCUCGUGGCUACUGGAAGUGGUAUUAUCUUGAUGGUUCCAGUGGGAAUACUGCUUCUCCAGCCCAUGGAUAAAGUAACGUCGUUGGUAGUGGUGGUGUGUUUCGGAGCGGCGUUUAUCUUCGUCUUAAUGUUGCUGGGUAAAGGGUUGGACACGAUGCUCUAUAGUUUCUCAGCGUAUGUGGCUGUGCUCGCCAGUUUCCUAGCAAAUAUUCAGAGUAAUGGCACCCCUGCAUGCUAAUCUUGAGAGCACUGGAACAUGGUAGGGGUAGUCCGAGUGAAAAGAAAAUCGGCACUAUCCAAAGGCGCGGAACAUCGGUUUUGGGGAGCUGUAGGUUUACCUGGAUAGGUAUUUGCCUUAAGGUUAAUAGGAACGAACGGGCCUCUGUAGUCUUCUCGUAAUAGAGGCUGUUUUCUCUUUGAAGGGGGUGAAGUUGGUAACAAUAGCCAUGAACUCGUCUGUAACUGGUCAAAUUACCGACACAGCCGCGUCAAGCAUUUCGGUGAAGGUUUCUAGAAAUGAUUGGUUGGUUUGUCUUCCAUUCGGCGUCUAAAAGAAAACCCUGUAGCGGGUACCUUGUACCUUUCGUGUGGCCCCCUGUCUUUGUAUCUGGGCUACUUGUGCUACCUAGCUACGAAGCAAUCCGAGAGAAUUAAAGCACACUUACCGACUUUGGUA
Messenger RNA from Hypoxylon trugodes, 1658 nucleotides. RefSeq lists its product as uncharacterized. The transcript has 7 exons. The record is from RefSeq and is a predicted model, not a curated record. NCBI's taxonomy places the organism in Eukaryota, Fungi, Ascomycota, Sordariomycetes, Xylariales, Hypoxylaceae. The coding region runs from base 159 to 1220 and encodes 353 amino acids.